AUGACUCCUAUUUACGCUUCAUCUCUUUUCCCUCCUCUGAAAGCCACCCAGUUAGUAUCCAUUUCUGUGUUCCAUGCUCUUGAUGUUGUUUUUGCUACUACCUUCGACGUGAUUCCAUCCCGGUACUAUUCUUUUGUUCUUGCCUCUGUUGUUUUAGAGUUCCGCUACAUCUCUGUCUCCAUCAUGUUAUCCAUUCUCAUCCAACAUCCAGCUUUUGCUAACUGCUCAAAGCCACUAAGAGAAACCACCUGUUCAUCUUCUAACAACCACGUCUGCUGUGAUGUUAUAAAUGGACCCAGUAGUGAACCCAGUACUAGAGGUCAUCAGGAAAAGGUUAAAAAAAGAAACCAACGCAUUGAUAGGAUUCCUACUCAACCCUCUGUUUUACCUUUUGUCCAAGAUUGUGUUUUCUGUGGUGCUAAACGUUUCUAUCUUGAGCCACCUGGUUUUUGCUGUGCUUCUGGUGAAAUUCGAUUAGUUGAGACAGAGAUGCCUGCUCAAUUAGCAAAACUCUACACUGCUAAUACUCCGGAAGCAAUUGAAUUUCGCCAAUGUAUCAGAAGCUAUAAUAACAUGUUCGCAUUCACGUCUCUGGGAGUUCAUUCUGAUAAGGAGUUGAAUAAGAGAGACAGAGGAAUCUAUGCAUUCAGAGUGCAGGGCCAAAUGUAUCACUUUCUCAAUCCACUGGUUCCCAUGGAUGGCCACAAACCAUCAAAUGUGCAGUUAUACUAUUUUGAUACUGAGCAUGAAAUUGCCAAUCGAAUGGCAAUUUCUAACAAAUUCCGAGAAACUAUUCUCCAGCAGCUGCAGCAGCUCCUAGAUCACAAUCCCUAUGCUGCAUUUUUUCGUAGUUUAAGAAACUUUGAAGACAUUUAUAAUCAUAAAGUCUUCUUAAACUCACACCCUUCUCUAGACCAACGUGUGUAUAACACUCCAACAGUUUCUCAAGUGGCUGCCAUAUGGACAGAACAUGACCUUAAUAUAGGAGAUUCUUCCCAGCAUAUACAAGGCCAUAAUAUGCAUAUAAGACGUCAUUCUUCUGCAGAAGAAAUAAUUUCAGCUGAGAAUGCAGUUUUGCAGAAAAAAAAGAAAAAAAGGACUACUGUCUCUUGUCGUGAAUACUACUGCUACAAAUUUCAAAUGCAUGAAAUUGACAAAUCCUUAUUGCUACACUGUGGGAGACUGUUCCAGCAAUUCUGCAUUGAUACAUACGUAAAGAUAGAAUCAGCAAGACUGGAUUUUCAUCGAAAUAGGCAGCGACAGAUUAGAACAGAUGUUUACCAAGGAAUUUUAGACAGUAUUGCAAAUGGAGAAACAUCUGGAUCAAAUGUUGGUCGACGAAUAUAUUUGCCUGCUUCUUUUAUUGGAGGUCCUAGAGAUAUGAAACGAAGAUACAUGGACACCAUGACACUGGUCCAACGGUAUGGAAAACCUGACAUAUUCUUAACAAUGACCUGCAAUCCAGCUUGGCCUGAGAUCAAGAAACAUCUCUCUGAUCGCGAAGAGGCACACAAUAGACCUGAUGUAACUGCAAGAAAGAGAGGUCUCCCACAUGCACACUUUUUGAUAAUCCUUGCAAAUGGAUGGAAAUUGGACUCACCUGAAGCUUAUGAUCGUGUUGUAUCUGCAGAAUUACCAGAUCCAGCUUCUUUCCCAUAUCUGCAUUCUGUCGUAGUUGCUCACAUGUUGCAUAGACCAUGCGGAACAGCUAAUAAAAACAGUCCAUGUAUGAAGCAAAAUGGAAAAUGCAAAUUUGCCUAUCCAAAGGACUUUGCUGAAUUCACAAGACAUAAUAAGAAUUCAUACCCUCUUUACAUGCGUCGUUAUGAUCAAAAGACUGUCACAGCUCGCCAUUUCCAGUUCGACAAUCGUUGGGUAGUUCCCUACAAUCCAUACUUACUUGCCAAGUAUGAUUGCCACAUCAAUGUUGAACUUAAUGCAGCAGAGAAUGAUGAAGCAAUUGAUGAAAUAAAAAAUUUCCAAUCUGGACGAUGGAUAUGUGCACCAGAAGCAGCAUGGCGAAUAUUUGCUUUCGACCUCAGUAACUUGAAUCCAUCUGUCAUGCCAUUACAGAUACACCUAGAAGGAGAACAGUCAAUGGUUUCUAAUGAGGAUGAUAUUCUGGAGAGAGUUGUAGUGGAUGAACAAAUGUCACGAACCAUGCUUACAGAAUUUUUUCGAAUGAACAGUGCAGAUGGACAUGCAAAAGAGCUCAAAUGUCUUUAUAAAGACUUUCCUCAACAUUUUGUCUGGAAUGCAACUCACAAAAUAUGGGAACCGAGACAAAGAAGAAGUACAAUUGGAAGACUAACUACAGUGCAUCCAACUCAAGGUGAAAAAUACUACUUACGGAUGCUACUAAUGCAUGUCAGAGGGCCUAAGUCUUAUGAAAGUCUAAAGCACAUCGGCUCAAGAACAGCUUCAAUUUUUAGAGAAGCUGCAGAAAUUCUAGGCUUGUUAAAGAUUGAUGACAGUGCUGAACAAUGUUUACUUGAAGCUGUAUCAUUUCAGAUGCCUUAUACUCUUCGUCACUUAUUUGCUCUCAUUCUGGUCUAUGUACUACCUCCCAAUCCAAUGUUACUAUGGCAGAAAUUUGAACCAUACCUGUCUGAAGACAUUUCUAAAGACAAGUCUCUAUCAGCUGAACAGAUAAGACUAAAAGUUCUCCAACUCAUUGAUUCUCAUCUGCAAUAUAUGGGCAAACAUCUUGCUGAUUUCAAGAUAGUCGUCCCUAACACUGAUGACUUUUCCAUUCAAAGAGACACACAAGAAAUAGAGGCUGAGUUAGACAUCAAAGUUUCUACCGAGGACAUAGCAUCAGUUGCUCUUCUCAAUCCUCAUCAACGAUCUGCUUAUAAUAAAAUCAUCAAUAGCAUUGACAAUAACACAUCAGCAGCUUUUUUCAUAGAUGGACCAGGAGGAACAAGCAAAACAUUCUUAUAUAAGGCUUUACUAGCAACUGUGAGGUCUAAAGGUCAAAUUGCAUUAGCCACAGCGUCAUGCGGCGUUGCUGCUUCUAUUCUUCCAGGAGGACGUAUAGCUCACUCAAGAUUUAAGAUUCCAAUUCAUGAGAAUGAUGACAGUGCGUGUAACGUUAACAAACAAAGUAGCAGUGCAAGACUGAUCAAACAAGCCAAACUGAUCAAAGCCACAAUGGCUAAAAAAUAUGCUAUUGAGUGCUUCGACAAGCUACUGAGGGAUAUAAUGGAUUUAGAUACAAUAUUUGGUGGCAAGGUUGUUGUAUUUGGUGGCGACUUUCGUCAAACAUUACUUGUUGUCGUCAAAGGUUACAAUGAAGAUUACAUUUCUGCCAGCUUGUGUUCUGACACUAAUAUCUAUAUAGUACCCUUCAAGAGAACACAAUUUCCAGUUAGACUUUGUUUUGCCAUGACUAUUAAUAAAGCACAAGGACAAACACUAGACUUCGUUGGCUUGUACUUAAAAGAACCAGUAUUUGGCCAUGGUCAGCUAUAUGUUGCUUUAUCUAGAGCUAAAACAGUAAAUGAUGUUAGAGUUUUAGUUAGGCCCUCUCCAGAUGAGCAGACUGACACAGUUUCUACAAGAAACAUAGUAUACAAUGAAGUCAUAUCAAUCACUGGUGUUGUCUAA
Molecule: messenger RNA, 3609 nt
Organism: Coffea arabica (coffee)
Lineage: Eukaryota; Viridiplantae; Streptophyta; Magnoliopsida; Gentianales; Rubiaceae
Source: RefSeq, a predicted model, not a curated record